AGGGCGCCCUGCAGCUCAACGGAACUGGUGUCAAAUUUCGUCGAAGGCUGAAAUCUGACAUAAACAGGAAGAGAGUACGAGUUCUACUACUUCUCUAGUUUAUUUCUGUACUUUAAUGAGGACUGAGCGCUUGUAAGAGAUCAUGGGCAAGAGCUGCAAGGUGGUGGUGUGUGGUCAGGCAUCAGUGGGGAAAACUGCUGUUCUGGAGCAGCUGCUCUACGCCAACCAUGUUGUAGGUUCAGAGACCAUGGAGACACUGGAGGACAUUUACAUCGGGUCUGUGGAAACGGACCGCGGCACCCGAGAACAGGUGCGGUUUUACGACACGCGCGGGCUGCGUGAUGGUCAGGAGUUUCCGCGGCACUACUUCACUUUCGCCGACGGCUUCGUGCUCGUCUACAGCAUCGACAGCAAAGAGUCCUUCAAACGCGUAGAGGCUCUGAAGAAAGAGAUCGACCGCUGCCGUGAUAAAAAAGAGGUGACUAUUGUUGUUGUGGGUAAUAAGUUGGACCUGCAGGAUCAGAGGAGGGUGGACAGCGAGGCGGCUCAACAGUGGGCACGGCAGGAGAAGGUCAGGCUGUGGGAGGUCACUGUGACCGACAGACGAACGCUCAUCGAGCCCUUUGUCCAUCUGGCCAGCAAAAUGACCCAACCUCAGAGCAAAUCCACCUUCCCACUCAGCCGCAACAAGAACAAGGGCAGCGGCUCCCUGGACAGCUAGAGAUCGAGAAGAUGGCAACAGAGCUGACAGAGUAACAUAAAGAUAAGAUAUGUUAGAUGGGAGAUGUAAGGCAAAUCUCUAAAUAGUGACAUUUUUAUAUCGUUCAAAACAUUUGAACUUGGAGUGCCAUUAUAAGUUUAGCACACUGUAUGAAGUUACUGCAUUAAUGAAGUUUUAUAUUCAUAAACAUACAGGAUAGAAUCCAUAUGUUGCUGUGAUAUAUGUGAUAUAUUUAUCUCAUGCUUAUCUUGAAGCAAUUGACUGACAAAACAAAAUACUGUUUUUACACUGAUUGAUAUAUAUAUAUAUAUAUAUAUAUAUACCUCUACGUUGCAAAAAGUUGUUACAUCUUAUGUGAAAUCAGCUAGGAUGAUUCGAGUUGUUCAAUUCAGGCGUAUUUAAUGACGUUUGUGCCAUGAUGACUGCUCUUUUCUAUGACAUGAACUUGACAGAAGAAUGUCUUAAUUAAGUGGACUGCAAUGGAUGUUUUACUUAUUUUCAGGUGUUCAUAUUUUGCACCAGACACAUUCCUAUAAAUUUACUGAUUUAUUCCAUAAAAACACCUUAGCAAGUGAAAUUGUACACGUGUUUGUUUGAUUGUGAGUGAGAGUUCACUACUGUGCUUUUUAACCUGACGACACUGCAUUUUGUGAGUAGUCAUUCAUAUUGUAUAAUGUUUGCUUUCAGUUGUGAGCAUAUACAAUAUAUUUCUGUUCUUUUUACAGGGAAAAUGUAUGACUUGUGAAUAUUUUACUUCUUUUUAGCUGAGAUUGCUUUUAAAUACAUUUUGACAUGCUUAAAAGCAUCAUAAAGCAUUUUUGUCUGAAAACAAAGACUGUAUGAGCAUCUUAAUA
Messenger RNA from Sinocyclocheilus anshuiensis, 1575 nucleotides. It is a transcript of the gene nkiras2, whose product is annotated as NFKB inhibitor interacting Ras-like 2. Lineage: Eukaryota; Metazoa; Chordata; Actinopteri; Cypriniformes; Cyprinidae. Bases 143 to 721 code for a protein of 192 amino acids. Gene Ontology annotation, molecular function: GTP binding; GTPase activity; GTPase activating protein binding. Gene Ontology annotation, biological process: Ral protein signal transduction; negative regulation of canonical NF-kappaB signal transduction. The record is from RefSeq and is a predicted model, not a curated record. The transcript is spliced from 4 exons.